AUGCAACAACAACCCCACUACACCCACCUGAUCAUCGUCUGCUGCCACGCCAUAUACACCGGCGGGCCUACAAACGGUCUAUCCGAGGAUGAAUGGAUUAUAGAACCCUUCCAAAAGGGCGAAACACCUACGUUCACAAACCACGUCAAGGCCGGAUUGCAGGCUUUGGUUGAUGACCCAGAUGCUUUGUUGGUGUUUUCCGGGGGACCUACGAAGAAAGGACGCACGGAUCUUGCGGAGGGGGUGUCGUAUCUUAACCUCGCCAAAGACAACAACUACUUCGGUUUCGCUCCACAGAUAAACCCUACACGAGUGGUCGCUGAAACCUACGCUACGGAUUCAUACCAGAAUGUCCUGUUCUCCAUGCUCCAGUUCAGACUGCGCACGGGAGUGUAUCCGAAGCGGGUGACUGUUGUGACGCAUGAGUUUAAACGGAGGCGGUUUGUAGAGUAUCAUUUUCCGGCCUUGGGGCUCUCUGAUUCUGCGUCUACGGUCGUUGGGAUUAAUCCGCCGGAGGAGGUGACGCCGUUGGCUUCUUUAUUAGCUGGGGAGGAGAAGAGUGGGAUUGGGUUGUGGAGUAGGGAUAGGUAUGGGGUGCAGAAGGAGUUGGCGGGGAAGAGGGUGAAACGCGGGUGGAGGGCCGGGAUGGAGGAUGGGGUAUUUGUGAAUGUGGGCUUGGAGGCUGUUGUGGAGGAGUUGGUGAGGUGGGAUGGAGGGGAGAUGGGGAAUGAAUGGUUUCCUAAGAUGGAGGAGUUGCCUUGGUGGGGACAGUUGCAAUGA
Messenger RNA from Aspergillus welwitschiae, 780 nucleotides. RefSeq names its product DUF218 domain protein. Gene Ontology annotation, cellular component: cytoplasm. The coding region runs from base 1 to 780 and encodes 259 amino acids. The transcript has 4 exons. Lineage: Eukaryota; Fungi; Ascomycota; Eurotiomycetes; Eurotiales; Aspergillaceae. The record is from RefSeq and is a predicted model, not a curated record.